CUAGCUUAAACUUUAUAUAAACAUUUAUUGUCCUGUGAGGAGUAAUAGAAACCUGCUCGGUGAAGUUGGAAAAUGAUCACCACCUCAACCAGGAAGCGAAAACUCCCCCCUGUGGACUCUGACUGUCAUCCCGCCAAGAAGGGUGUGAGGGAACAGGCGAUGAGGAAAUCUCCAAGAAACCUCCCGCAGUCUCCAGCUGGGAAGUUGAACGGACAUCGGUCGCCUCAGAAGUCCCCAUCCAGGCCUGCAGGCUCACUAUCCACAUCGCCCCUGAAGCUCCCUGUGGUUACGAGCUCCUUCUAUGGCAAACAGAAGACCGUCUAUCUCACCCCACUUGAGCGGAAAGCAGUAAAGGCCUCUCUACUUUCUCGUCCCCCUGCACCCCCCUCUCCUCCUCCUCUGACCAAGAAAACAGCGAAGAGAAAUGUUAAAGGAGGCAGCAAAUCCAAAAAGACACCAGCAGGCUCUUAUAAAGGAGAGAAGGCGAGCACCAAAACCUCUACGAAGAUGAUCAAGCUGCCUGAAAUCAACUGCAGCAGAGUUGCUGCUAAACCACCACCUAGCAGCAGCAGCAAACCAGCAGAGCCGAAGAAAACCUUCAGUUUCAGCAGCCUGAAGCCCAAACCAAAGCUCUUUGUUGGAGCUGCUUUCUUUGGUACGGGGAAGAAACCCACGUCCAUGUACAAGAAGUGCACUCUGAAGUCUUCAGCCCGGCCGCCUUUAGCUGCAGCCAAGAGCAAAGCUGCAAACGGCAAGAGGCCGAAGCAGCAGCUUCAAGAGACGAACCAACAAAACGACCCUACAGAGAAAGAUGAGGCGAAGAAAGACCAACAAAACUCGGGUCAGAGGUCAAAGUUCGACCCCACAGACUGGACGGACUUUGUUGAUGAACCUGAAACUGUUCAACCACUAAGUUCCCCUAAAGUGUUGAAGGAAAGAUAUGGAAUUACCAAGGAGCUAAAGGUCGUGUUGUCCGUGACGCCAAGUCCGAAAUCUGCAGCCCGGUCCUGCGUUGAUCAGGAAGCUCUUGUAAAACAACGUGGCUCUGAACUCGUCUUGGACCUGAGUGAAGUAAGACCCUCCGGUGCUGCCACCAGCGCCCGCAAAGCGUCUGCAGCUGUGUACCCCAUCUUUGGCUCUUCCUCUGCAAGGUGCUCCGCUGUGCGGCCGGUUUCCUGCAGCACCCCCUCUGGUUCCUCAGGAGCGUCGCUGCAGGCGACGGUCGCUGCAACCAAAGAGCGAAACCUUCGCAAGAGGAGGGAGAAGCAGGACGGCGACCAGCUCAUCAUCGACGCCGGCCAGAAGCAGUUUGGAGCAACGGUCUGCAGCUCAUGUGGGAUGAUCUACAGCGCAGACAACCCCGAGGACAAUUUCCAGCACACUCAGUUCCACCAGAGAUUCAUCGACUCCAUCAAAUUUGUGGGCUGGAAAAAGGAGCGGGUGGUGGCAGAGUUCUGGGAUGGAAAGAUUCUCCUGGUUUUACCAGAUGAUGCAAAAUACGCCACCAAAAAGGCUGAAGAUGUGCGGCAGGUUGUGGACAGUGAGUUGGGUUUCCAGCAGGUGACUCUCAGCAGACCAACGCAGGCGAAGACUUACCUGUUCAUCAACACAGACCGGCUGGUGGUGGGCUGUGUUAUUGCCGAGCCCAUACGACAGGCCUACAGAGUCCUCGAGCAGCCGGAUCAGAACAAGGAUAUGACUAAGGACGACUUCAUGGAGCGACACAGAGCCUGGUGCUGCUCCACGGUCUCAGAACAAGCUCUGUGUGGGAUCAGUCGGGUCUGGGUCUUCAGCCUGGCCCGGAGGCAGGGCAUCGCCACGCGCAUGUUGGACACAGUCAGGACGACAUUCGUGUACGGAAGUUAUCUGACCAAAGAGGAGCUCGCCUUUUCAGACCCCACUCCAGACGGGAAACAGUUUGCCACAAAGUACUGCGACACGCCGACCUUCCUCGUUUACAAUUUUAUUCCGUGA
This is a messenger RNA of Nematolebias whitei (Rio pearlfish), 1974 nucleotides long. It is a transcript of the gene esco2, whose product is annotated as establishment of sister chromatid cohesion N-acetyltransferase 2. Gene Ontology annotation, biological process: mitotic sister chromatid cohesion. The coding region runs from base 73 to 1974 and encodes 633 amino acids. The record is from RefSeq and is a predicted model, not a curated record. The transcript is spliced from 15 exons. Gene Ontology annotation, cellular component: nucleus; chromatin. Lineage: Eukaryota; Metazoa; Chordata; Actinopteri; Cyprinodontiformes; Rivulidae. Gene Ontology annotation, molecular function: protein-lysine-acetyltransferase activity.